CAGCAUUUUGCUUUACAUUUACAAUUUAUAGAAUAUUUUCAGAAAAAAUUCAAAGAUUAUAUUAUAUCCCCUUAAUAUAUACAAGUUUUUUAAAUAAAUGUGUAUGUAUUUGCAAACCGUUUUAUUUCUUAAUAGCUUUGGACCACUUAAAUGAGUAAUAAUAGAUAUGUUAGAAGAUGCAAGCAAAAAGCUUUGCAGAACUGUAAUAAGUUUUAUAAAAAAUCUGAUGUUAGUUCACUUUCUUGGAAGGUUGCACAAGACUGUGUAAUAUGUUUGGAUCUAGUAGUUUGCCGUGGUGUUCUAAGUGUUUGUGAUCAUUGGUUUUGCUUUGAAUGUAUAUUUGAGUGGGCAAAGAACACAAACACAUGCCCUCUUUGCAAACUAAGGUUUCGAUGUAUUACAAAGGUAUCACAAGUUCCAGGGGGUUCUUCUAAACAAACAUUUCGAAUAAAAGACAAAAAUCAAUCUAACAUGGCUAUUGCUGAAGAUGAUUAUGAGGUAGCGUUAGGUUUGGUAAAUGAAGAGACUUCAUUUGAUGAAGAUGAUCAUGAUGCAGAUGAAACAUUUUAUCCAUCAUCAGGAGAAGCUAGAUUAAGGAGAGCCUCAUCAAGAAAUACAUUUCAAUUACGUCGAUUUAACCGGAACUCUCAUUUAAGACAGGCUCAUCUUUCCAGUCAAAGCUCUAGUUCUUUGUCUUCUCAAACAUCUCCUGCUUCUACAACAACUCCUAGCAUAUCUGCCGCUAUUAAUAGUCCUCCUAGCUGUGUCACAAAAGUUUCACAAACAAACAGUGUUAUAUACUCUGACACCUCUGAAGAUGAAAUUAGUCAAGUACAGCAAGCUAACCUAAAAAAACGUAAAAAGCGUUCUAGAAUCGUAUAUCGAUCACCUAAACGCAAAAAGAACACCUUUACAUCUGCUAAUAAUGGAGGCUGGAUUGAUAUGAGCUUUAAGUGUACCACUAAGUCUCGCUCUUCAUCUGAAGCUACUUCAGAAGAUUAUUUCAGUAGUUCAUCAGAGUUUGAAAAUAGUAUUGUUGAAAAUUGUUUUUCUGCUAACCAAUCAACUCAAGUAAGUUCAAACGAUGCUAAUAAUAUAGUAAAUGACUCUCCUAUUAUCCGUUCUAAUCGAAUGCGUUCAAGAAAUUUUUAUAGAAUAGAAGAUGAUACUUUUUCCGAAGAAUCUCCUAAAAAUCCACAGACAUUUUUGAAAACGGAAAACUUAGUUGAUAAUACUUUUUUCAUUGAUAGUUUGACAGAAAGUUUCUCUUUCAAUGACGUUUUCAAUGAUUAUAACCACAUGUCACCGUGCAUCCUAUCGCAGCCGAAAAAUCAUCCUAAUAAUUUUGAAAAAGAAAAUUUAGAUGUUACUGAUUGUCUUCAGUCAUCAUCAAUAGUUAUUGAUGCAAAAUCCAGUCUAUCGUGUUCUCCACUAUCAGCUCAUUGCUGCGUCACACCGCUAAGAGAUAUUAACAACAUAGUUCGACCAACUCCGCAAAAAUUAUUCAAGUUCAAAAGCUUAAAGCAAAGAUUAACAUAAAAUUUUAAUAAAGUUUAAUUGUAGGUUAGGAAGAAAAAAGAAAUUUAAUUGUUAUCAAAA
Messenger RNA from Hydra vulgaris (swiftwater hydra), 1599 nucleotides. RefSeq lists its product as uncharacterized. The record is from RefSeq and is a predicted model, not a curated record. Lineage: Eukaryota; Metazoa; Cnidaria; Hydrozoa; Anthoathecata; Hydridae.